AUGCUAGCAUAUCGGGACGCUACCAAGACUCCCCUUGUCAUAGCCAUGGAUAAAACGACACCCAAACGCUUUCGCCGAGCAGCGCUUUUGCGGACGUGCAAGAGCGUGUAUAGCGAGGCACGCCGCUACCUCUACGAGCCGCAGACCCUCGCACUUCUGCAAUUUCAAUGGCAACGGGAUCAGCGUUCCAAGCGGAUGGAUGCGCGGCUCUUGGGGCGUAUGCGGCAUGUGCAGAAUAUCAGUGUGAACUUCUCCGAAGUCCCUUGGAGAGGCGCUAUCACGAGGGAAGCUGCAAUCUGCACGAAAGUCAUCGUUGGCUGUCUACAGCCUAACCUUCAGAUUACAGUGCUCGACCUCACUUUUCGUGCACAACAAGGCGUGUUGGAGGAGGAAUGGUUGAACUCGAUGCUGGAGAUUGCGGCGCAUUGGUUUCGAGCUGCGAGGGGGCCUACGAUCAUGCAGUUGGAGAUCUACUUCGUGCGCUCGCUUCACGAUAGGGCGAAGCUCAAGCUAGGAGGUGAGGGCACGUGA
This is a messenger RNA of Recurvomyces mirabilis, 531 nucleotides long. RefSeq lists its product as uncharacterized. NCBI's taxonomy places the organism in Eukaryota, Fungi, Ascomycota, Dothideomycetes, Mycosphaerellales, Teratosphaeriaceae. The coding region runs from base 1 to 531 and encodes 176 amino acids. The transcript has a single exon. The record is from RefSeq and is a predicted model, not a curated record.